AAAGGAGUUCGUCCUCGUUUGACUGGAAGUUAUGCCAAUAUUGGUGUAGUGAAACCGAAAUGAGGAUUAGAGCCGCACGCUGCGUGGGCCAGUUCUUCGGGGUCCUUCUGUUGGCGAUAUGCUCGCGGAUCGCAUCCGGAGAGCUAUCAUUGGAGGGCGAUAACGUUUGCUACCGCUACGAGAGCUACACUGAAACUGAGACCAUUCCGCGCAAUCAAACGGUGCAGGUUCUGACACGACAGUGGUGCCUUGAGAUUCCUCCCCGAUGCACGUCUUAUCGUACCGAAAUCAAGGAAGUGUUUGUGAAGCAGAACGUCACCAAAACGAGGCGCGUCGAGUUCUGCUGCGAGGGCUACCAGGAGCACCGGACCGGAAGCGGCACCGAGUGUCGUCCGAUUUGCCGUGGCGGCUGCGUCCACGGGGUGUGCCUGGCCCCGAACGUGUGCAGCUGUGAGGCCGGAUUCAGUGGCAAGCACUGUCUGCAGCGAUGUCGGAACGGAACGUGGGGUGUGAACUGCAAAAACCGAUGCCACUGUCAGAAUUACGCUUUGUGCGACACGAAAACGGGUCACUGUCGGUGCGUCGAAGGCUGGAUGGGCAAAUACUGCGAAACGCCUUGCCCGGAGGGUCACUAUGGGACGAUGUGUGGCAGUCGGUGCGCUUGUCGGACCCGACAUUGCCAUCCGCACACUGGAGCCUGUUUGCCGGACGACGAGGUGGUGAUGUUCGACAACAUUACGCGCACGGUCGAGAGCAGCUUCUCGGUCGAGAGCACCGAGCGCAUCUCGGCGGAGCAGUGGAUUAAGGUCGGGAACGAUACGGAGGUGAGCAGCGUUGGACCAGUUACUACUACUACUGCUAGUGGUACUAACGAUAGUAGCAGCAGCACUACAACAACGACGGCAACCGACACGGAUGGGGCGAGCUCGAGUGCGACGUACGCCGAGUCCUACCACGAGUAUCUGCCGAACAACACCGAGAUGAGUAUGGUGCUGACGAAGGGACACUCGCGGCACGCCAAGAAUGACAGCGUUUACGAGCUCGUGACGACGACGUCCCGCGUCGAGAUCACCUUCAUCGAUACGGCGGAGGAUGACGGCGAAGGAGCCGUUGUCCACUCGAACGGCACCACCGACACCCAGCUCGUCUACCUCGAGUCUUCGAAUCAACCCGUCCUGGUCGGCAUAUCCGAUCCGGGGGCCGAUCGGAACCGGGCGCAGGACGAAGUGAACGAUCGGCAGGCGUUCGUAACGAUCUCCUGUCUGCUCAUCACGCUGGCACUGCUGAUCUCGGUCGUGGCGUACCUGAAGCGUUUGGAUCGCAAAACGUUGGCCAAACCGACGAACGUGGUCAGCCCGGCCCCGGUGAAGAUCGUCGACGAAAGCGUUCAGACCGGGCCCGAUCCGAACCGAUCGUCGGAACCGUUGCCGGAGCUGCCGCACGUCACGUACACUCGGGUGAAGCCAAAGCCCUUCCGAAACGGUGAUAUCGAACACUACGAUGUACCGGCCAACAACAGCUUCAUCCAUCGGGCCAAGUCCUCACCGUACAACUACAACUUCUCCGUCAACAACAAACAGGCACCGCGCAAGUACAGCCUCGAGCAUAUCUACGACGAAAUCCAGUAUCCUCCGGUGCCGGACGUGGCCGGAAGCAGCACCGCGACACUCGCGCGAGAUGAGACGGACGCCAGCUACAGCAACCCGGCGGUCGUCACGUAG
Anopheles bellator is the source of this 1721-nucleotide messenger RNA. RefSeq lists its product as uncharacterized. Gene Ontology annotation, cellular component: membrane. Gene Ontology annotation, molecular function: protein binding. The record is from RefSeq and is a predicted model, not a curated record. Bases 60 to 1721 code for a protein of 553 amino acids. The transcript has 7 exons. Lineage: Eukaryota; Metazoa; Arthropoda; Insecta; Diptera; Culicidae.